Fusarium coffeatum is the source of this 735-nucleotide messenger RNA. RefSeq lists its product as uncharacterized. Lineage: Eukaryota; Fungi; Ascomycota; Sordariomycetes; Hypocreales; Nectriaceae. Bases 1 to 735 code for a protein of 244 amino acids. The transcript is spliced from 6 exons. The record is from RefSeq and is a predicted model, not a curated record.
AUGCCUCCUUACAAAAUUUCCCCACCGAUCAACUGCGAUUUGGACUUCAGUCGAGAUGGCGUGAUUGGUAAAUUAGCUAUCAUUACUGGAGGAGCCAGCGGUAUCGGAGAAGCAUACGUCCGCCUCUUCAAGGAAGCGUCUCAGUUUUCACCUUCUGGUAAAAUCCAUUAUGUGAUAGCUAAUGCUGGUUUCACGAAAGCCGACCGGACCUUCACAUUUGAUGGCCCUGGAAAUGAGCCCGAGAAGCCAGACUUGCGCAUCAUUGACGUGAACCUCAAGGGGGCCCUAUAUACGGCAAAACUCGCCAUGCACUACUUCAUAUCACAGAACGGAACGGAGCCUCAGUCUGACCAAGAAGACACAUGCUUGGUCUUCAUAAGCUCCGGCGCUGGUUUUCUUGACGUUCCCAGAUCCCCAGAGUAUAGCAGCACCAAUCGAGUCAAUGUGAUCGCACCUUGGUAUAUCCGCACGAGUAUCUUGUCUCAAGAGCAGUUUGACAAAGUGGAAAAGUCAGGCGUUGAGUUCGCAACGGCAAAGGACGCCGGUGAAUGUGCGUUGAGGGUCUUGAGCGACACCAGUAUCAACGGGCGAACUCUGUUUGUUUGUGCACGAAAAUGGGCUCCCCGGGGGUACAUCGACCUGCAUAUUGAAGAUUAUCCUGAGAGCUCGUUGCUGCAGGAGAUGCAAGAGGACCAGAUGAGAAAUGCGCCCGUUGAGCUGGGGCUAUUUCCAUGA